Messenger RNA from Amaranthus tricolor (Joseph's coat), 3588 nucleotides. Its product is annotated as FRIGIDA-like protein 5. Bases 388 to 3462 code for a protein of 1024 amino acids. The transcript has 7 exons. The record is from RefSeq and is a predicted model, not a curated record. Lineage: Eukaryota; Viridiplantae; Streptophyta; Magnoliopsida; Caryophyllales; Amaranthaceae.
CUUUGGCGUUGGUUAACGCUGGAAGUAGAAACUAACGUAGGGCCGUACCCGCCUUUUUCCAAGAAAAAUUGGAAAUUAAAUAGUAGUCAAUUUAUAAACACUUCAACUGUGCUUCCCCAGUUCUUCCACACCAAAAUCUACCUUCUUUCUUUGUCUUCUCUACAGUUUAGGGUUUAACUACUCUUUCUGUUUUUCGAAUUUGAUUUUGCGUUGACUUCGAUCAACCAUGUUAGUAUCAAAGCAAGUUUCUAACGAUUUGAUCACGGAAUGAGUCGUAAUUUUAAUCUAAGCAAGACCAUAUGUGAAUUCCAGUCAGUUUUAAGUGAUCAAUGGUAGAAUUUCCAUAAAUCUUUUGCAUAAAUUCUCCAUUCUCUGGAGAAUCAAGUCAUGGAGUUAGAGGUAAAGGAAAGAAAAACCGAUAUGAUUUGUAACAAAUUUCUGAACUUUCAGUCGGAGGUUGAAUUGAGGGAGAAAUCGUUCAGUGAGAGAAUUGAAGCUGCGGUGGAGAUGAGGAAGAAGGAAUUAAGGGAGUGGGGUGAGACUAUUGAUUUGAGAAAAAGAGAAAUUAUCGAGCGUUACAAAGCGUUGGAGUUGGAAGAGAAGCAGUUUGUUGAGAUUUUCCAGAGAAUUGAAGCGGUGAGUAUUGAAGAGGAGAGGGCUGAGAAGCGAAAGAGAGCAGUAGACGAGAGGGAGAAAAAAGUAGAUGAGAAAGAGAGGGAAGUGAAUGAGUUUUUCAAUCAAAUGGUGUUGAAGGAGGGUGAAUAUAUUAGCAGGGUUUUGGUGCUGAAGCAAAAGGAGGAGAAAUUGGAGAAGGAUAUGUUAAAUUUGGAAUUAAAACAGAAGGAAUUGGAUGAGAAAAGUAGGGUUUUGGAAUUGAAGGGGAAGAAAAUUAAGGAAAAUGGUGAAAUGUUGGAAUUGAAAGAAAAACAAGUUCAUGAACUUCGCCAAGCAUUGGAAUUGAAGGAGAAGGAGGUGAUUGAAGGCCGCGAAGCUCUUGAUUUGAAAGAGAAAGAAGUUGAUGAGCGUUGGAGACAGAUAGUAGUAAAGGAGAAGGAAAUGAAUGAGCAAUUGCAAUCAAUGGAGACACAAGAGAAGCAUAUGAUAAAUUAUGGAAAAUGUUUGAUUUCCACAGAAAAUCAAACUGAUGAGAAAGAACUCAAUGAACAUUAUCAAAUUAUGGAACUGGAACAGAAGCAGCUUGAGGAGUCUUGUCUGGUGAAACAGUUAAUCGACAAGCAAAGUGAUGUAAGCAGCUGUUUGGCACAAACAAGCCAGGAACUAUUUAACUCCGAUAUCGCAGAACUGUCAUGUGCAGUGGAUUCUUCUUUGAAGAUUGGUGGUGAUAUUGAUUCAUUAUGCAGAAAUAUGGACGUGGAUGGUGUCAGAUCAUAUCUGAUUGAGAAUCUGAUGGAGCAAAAGGCAUUGCAUGAGAAGAUAUUGGAUGCUCUUGGAUCAGCACCUGAUCCCGGGAAGCUUGUGCUUGAUGUCUCUAAAAGCUUCCACCAAAUAUUUCCUGGCAAGGAAGAAACAAAUGCUAAUAAAUCUAGUUGUAUAUUUCUAUUGGAGCGGUUGAUGAAAUUAUCACCACCAAUUACUAGUGAUGUAAAAGAUGAAGCAAAAUCUUUUGCGGAUCUUUGGAAGACCAGGCUGAAUGGGGGUAAUACUCCUAGAGACAAUUUUGGAUUUUUGCAAUUGGUUGCUGCAUUCAAGCUAGGAAGUCUAUAUGAUGCAGCUGAGCUUCUUUCACUAUUUAAUAUUUUUUAUGGUGGAACUGAGAUUUACCUGUCUGAGUAUCACUCAUAUUUAUGCCAUGUUUUGGGACUUGAAGAGAAGAUUCCAGGUGUUAUUGAAUCUCUUAUGAAGAGACAGAAGUGGCUUUUGGCUGUAAAAUACAUUUGUGUUUUUAAGCUAGAAUGUGAUUUCCCGCCGGUGCCUCUGCUGGAAUCUCACUUGGAGCUUAUUAGGAAGAGAGUAAAUGAGAGACAGAACGAUAGAACUUCUAACUUGAAGAUCCACGCUGCAUCCAUGGAAUUAAAUAAUCUUCGUCAUGUCAUAAAAUGCAUUUUAUACUUAAAGCUUGAUUCAAAAUUUCCACUUGAUUUCCUUAUGUCCCGCAUCAAGGAAUUGGAAAAAGAGAAAGAGUUAAACGUGCAUUCUCAAUUUACGGAAUGGAAAGAGAGGCAAGUUAAUGAACCUUGCCUAAUGGAAGAGUCUGUAGAGAAGCAAAGUGAUGGUGCACUUUAUCCUUGUUUAUCCCUUGAGCUUGAAAAGAAGCCAAUUGCGAGCAAGAUUAUGACUCAAGAGAAUCAGGUGCUACCUCGCUCAGAUAUCGCAGAAUUGGCAAAUGCAGUGGAUUCUUCAAUAAUGAUUGGUGGUGAUAUUGGUUCAUUAUGUAGAAAUAUGGAUGUAGAUGGUGUGAAAUCAUAUCUAAUUGAAAAUCUGAAGGAGCAAAAGGCAUUGCAUGAGAAGAUAUUGGAUGCUCUUGGAUCAGCACCUGACCCUGGGAAGCUUGUUCUUGAUGUCAUUAAAAGUUUCCACCAAAAAUAUCCUGGAAAGGAAGAAACAAAUGCUAAUAAAUCAAGUUGCAUAUUUCUAUUGGAGCGGUUAAUGAAGUUAUCACCACCAAUUAAUUGUGAUGUAAAAGAUGAAGCAAAAUCUUUUGCUGAUCUUUGGAAGACUAAGCUGAAUGGGGGUAAUACACCUAGAGACAAUUUGGGAUUUUUGCAUUUGAUAGCUGCAUUCAAGCUAGCAAAUCUUUAUAAUGCAGCUGAGCUUCUUUCACUCUUUAGUAUUUUUUAUAAUGGACCUGAGGUUCAUCUGCGUGAGCAGCACUCACAUUUAUGCCAUGUGUUAGGACUUUCAGAUAAAAUUCCAGGUCUUAUCAAAUCUCUUAUUGAGAAAAAGAAGUGCCUGUUAGCUGUUAAGUACAUUUGUGUUUUUGGGCUGAAAUGUGAUUUCCCGCCAGCGCCUUUACUGGAAUCUCACUUGGAGCUCUUAAAAAAAAGAGUGAUUGGCAGACAGAAGGAUGGAACAUUGGAAUCAAAGAAGCGAGCUGCAUGUCUUGAGGCAAGCAAUCUCCGAGAUUUAAUAAAAUGCAUUGCCAGUUUUAAGCUCGAGUCUCAAUUCCCGCCGAGUUCUCUUGAACUGCGCUUGAAAGAAUUGGAAAAAGAGAAAGAAAGGAGUACCAGUGCAGAACUUCGUCCAGAACAGCCGGUAAAGCUUCCUCUUCCACAAAAAGCAGCUUCUGUACAUCAUGAUAGGGAAUCCUCUGCUCAACAUAUUCCCCGUUCAUUUGGACAUUCAGCGACAACUGCCCCAAACAUAUGCCCGAUGUGGGAACAUGGAACAAUGCCUGCAAUGAAUGGCCCAGGUUAUGGAGUUGGUCCUUGUUGGGGUUCUGAUCUGCUUACGCUUCCUGAGUAUUCGGAAGCCUGGCAUUUCGACCUCAUACCAUGGCUGUAAAUUUUAUUCAUAAACAAGGGAAGGGGUUUUGACUCUUCAAAUGUAAAUUAAAUUGGAACUGGUUUAUAUAUAUUUAUCUAAUUGUCCAUCGUUUCUUUUAUUUUUAUCGUUAUUUCUAUUUUUCUA